This is a messenger RNA of Acanthamoeba castellanii str. Neff, 984 nucleotides long. RefSeq lists its product as uncharacterized. The coding region runs from base 1 to 984 and encodes 327 amino acids. Gene Ontology annotation, molecular function: RNA binding; 5'-3' RNA exonuclease activity. Gene Ontology annotation, biological process: nuclear-transcribed mRNA catabolic process. The transcript is spliced from 8 exons. Lineage: Eukaryota; Discosea; Longamoebia; Acanthamoebidae. The record is from RefSeq and is a predicted model, not a curated record. Gene Ontology annotation, cellular component: nucleus.
AUGGGGAUCGACCCACUGCAGCUCACCCCAGGCACGGUACGCGAGGCCCUGUGCCACUAUGCUUGCGAGCGGCUGCUCACUGUGCCUCUCCUCCACGAUCUCCGGUUCUCCAUAUCUCCAGCAACAGCUCCAGGCGAGGCCGAGCUGAAGCUCGCGGAGAUCAUGAGUCAUGAGCUGGAGCCUGGGGACAACAGCGCAGUGGAUGACACCGACCAGAGACGUCACUACAUGAUAGUGAGCGACGAUUCCGACCUCGUGCUAAUUGGUACGGCUUUCAAGGCCGAGGCCGACCUCUCGGACAAUCUCAACGCUGGGCUCUGCAUGUCCAGCUUGUAUCGGGUGGACGUAUCGGUUCUGCGCCGAAGCUCCGCUUCGUCUGGACCGGACUGCUUUGAGCGGUUCUCCACGGCCGGUUUCUUCGACCGGCUGCGCAGGUCGUUCCCUCACGACCCGCCGGGUCGCGUCGCCCUGGACUUCGUUUUCCUGGUCCUACUGACGGGCAACGACUACCUUCCCUGCCUGGACAAGGCCAAGAUACAGAACCUGUGGCGCACCUACCGUGCGCUGAAGGGCGCCGAUCCGCAAGACGACGACGCGGGCCACCAGCACGCGCUGGCCAUCCCUGUCGACAGCACGAGCGACGAUGACGAGGAAGAAGAAAACGAGAGCGUCAGCGAGUGCGCCACGAAAGAGAAGCCGCCGGUGGCGCGACGAGGUGAGGAAACGGACGCUAGUACAGCGCCGAGAGCACUUAGCCUGCCCUCAGCCGAGAUGUACCUCUAUGGUCUCGAGUGGAACAUGCGCAUGUACCUUGAUUUCCGGUGUCCCAACUACGAUUACUUCUAUCCCAGCUGGGACGCACCUUCUCCUCGCGCGCUGGUCGAGCGGCUGCAGCGUUUGGCCAGGAGGAAUCGAAUCGGCCCUCACGAGGUUGCAGCAACCAUCGGCAACCGCGAAGGCUCCACCAGACCACUGGCCGGCUGA